This is a messenger RNA of Syngnathoides biaculeatus (alligator pipefish), 4147 nucleotides long. It is a transcript of the gene nckap1, whose product is annotated as NCK-associated protein 1. The coding region runs from base 203 to 3589 and encodes 1128 amino acids. Gene Ontology annotation, cellular component: SCAR complex. The transcript has 31 exons. The record is from RefSeq and is a predicted model, not a curated record. NCBI's taxonomy places the organism in Eukaryota, Metazoa, Chordata, Actinopteri, Syngnathiformes, Syngnathidae. Gene Ontology annotation, biological process: cell morphogenesis; cortical actin cytoskeleton organization; cell projection assembly.
CGGCUGAAGCGACGGUGGGUGGAGUACAGGAAGCUGCUGCUGCUGUCCUCGGCUAUCUGAUCAUGGCCCAAAUCUAAUUCCAGCGCAAACGCCACGAGCCACGAGCCGAGACUGCGGACUUUCGCGAUUUGAUAUCCGUGCUUUCCCUUUUUUUUUUCUCGACUUGAUUUGCGGGGAGGAUCGAUCGAGGAGCUCCGGCAAGAUGUCUCGGGGAGUGAUCCAGCCCAGCCAGCAGAAGCUGGCCGAGAAGCUCACCAUCCUCAACGACAGAGGCAUCGGGAUGCUGACCCGUGUUUACAAUAUCAAAAAGGCAUGUGGAGACCCCAAGGCCAAGCCCUCCUACCUGGUGGACAAGAACCUGGAGUCUGCCGUCAAGUUCAUCGUCAGGAAGUUCCCCGCUGUGGAGACACGGAACAACAAUCAACAGCUGGCUCAGCUGCAGAAGGAGAAGUCGGAGAUUCUGAAGAACUUGGCCCUCUACUACUUUACCUUUGUGGAUGUCAUGGAAUUUAAGGAUCAUGUGUGCGAGCUGCUCAACACCAUUGAUGCGUGCCAAGUUUUUUUUGACAUUACGGUGAACUUUGACCUGACGAAGAACUACCUGGACCUGGUCGUGACUUACACUACACUCAUGAUCAUAUUGUCGCGCAUCGAGGAGAGGAAAGCCAUCAUCGGCCUGUACAACUACGCUCACGAGAUGACGCACGGAGCCAGCGACCGUGAGUACCCCAGGCUGGGCCAGAUGAUCGUGGAUUACGAGAACCCUCUGAAGAAGUUGAUGGAAGAGUUUGUCCCACAUGGAAAGUCUCUGUCUGACGCGCUGAUCAGCCUUCAGAUGGUCUACCCCAGAAGGAAUCUGUCCGCCGACCAGUGGAGGAACGCCCAGCUGCUCUCGCUCAUCUCGGCUCCGUCCACCAUGCUCAACCCGGCGCAGUCAGACACUAUGCCCUGUGAAUACUUGUCCCUGGACGCGAUGGAGAAAUGGAUAGUUUUCGGUUUCAUCCUGUGUCACGCGGUCCUGAACAGCGACGCGGCGGCGCUGUCGCUGUGGAAGGUGGCGCUGCAGAGCUCCACCUGCCUCUGUCUGUUCAGGGACGAAGUCUUCCACAUCCACAAGGCUGCCGAGGACCUUUUUGUCAACAUCCGAGGGUACAACAAGCGCAUCAACGACAUCCGAGAGUGCAAGGAACAGGCCCUGUCCCACGCGGGGUCCAUGCACCGAGAGCGACGCAAGUUCCUCAGGUCCGCCCUCAAGGAGCUGGCCACCGUCUUGGCGGACCAGCCAGGCCUGCUGGGCCCCAAGGCCUUAUUUGUCUUCAUGGCUUUGUCAUUUGCCCGAGACGAGAUCAUCUGGUUGCUCCGACACGCCGACAACAUCCAGAAGAAAAGCACAGAUGACUUCAUUGACAAACACAUCGCGGAGCUGAUCUUCUACAUGGAGGAGCUGCGAGCCCACGUGAGGAAAUACGGCCCCGUCAUGCAGAGAUACUACGUGCAGUACCUGUCGGGCUUCGACGCCGUCGUACUCAAUGAGCUGGUGCAGAACCUGUCCGUAUGUCCGGAGGACGAGUCCAUCAUCAUGUCUUCAUUUGUCAACACGAUGACCUCGCUCAGUGUCAAACAAGUCGAGGACGGCGAGGUGUUCGACUUCCGAGGCAUGAGGCUCGACUGGUUCAGACUGCAGGCCUACACCAGCGUGUCCAAGGCCAGUCUCGGCAUCGCCGACCACAAGGAGCUCGGCAAAAUGAUGAACACCAUCAUCUUCCACACCAAGAUGGUGGACUCGCUGGUGGAGAUGCUGGUGGAAACUUCAGACCUCUCGAUAUUCUGUUUCUACAGCCGUGCAUUUGAGAAGAUGUUCCAGCAGUGCUUGGAGCUUCCCUCGCAGAGCCGCCACUCCAUCUGCUUCCCUUUGCUUUGCACACACUUCAUGUCCUGCACACACGAGCUCUGUCCCGAGGAGCGUCACCACAUAGGGGACCGCAGCUUGUCGUUGUGUAACAUGUUUCUGGAUGAGAUGGCCAAACAAGCCCGAAACCUCAUCACCGAUAUCUGCACUGAACAAUGUACCCUCAGCGACCAGCUGCUUCCCAAACACUGCGCCAAGACCAUCAGCCAGGCCGUCAACAAGAAGAGCAAGAAGGCCACGGGGAAGAAGGGCGAGCCGGAGAGAGAGAAACCGGGUGUGGAGAGCAUGAGGAAGAACAGACUACUGGUCACCAAUCUGGACAAACUGCACACGGCGCUGUCGGAACUCUGCUUCUCCAUCAACUACGUUCCCAACCUGGCGGUGUGGGAGCACACGUUCACGCCGAGGGAGUACCUCACCUCCCACCUGGAGAUCCGCUUUACCAAGUCCAUCGUGGGCAUGACCAUGUACAACCAGGCCACUCAGGAGAUCGCCAAGCCCAGCGAGCUGCUGACCAGCGUUCGGGCCUACAUGACGGUGCUGCAGUCCAUCGAGAACUACGUCACCAUCGACAUCACGCGCGUGUUCAACAACGUGCUGCUGCAGCAGACGCAGCACCUGGACAGCCACGGCGAGCCCACCAUCACCAGCCUCUACACCAACUGGUACCUGGAGACGUUGCUCCGGCAGGUCAGCAACGGCCACAUCGCUUACUUUCCGGCCAUGAAGGCCUUCGUCAACCUGCCCACGGAGAACGAGCUGACGUUCAACGCCGAGGAAUACUCCGACAUCUCAGAGAUGCGUUCGCUGUCUGAGCUGCUGGGACCGUACGGCAUGAAGUUCCUCAGCGAGAGCCUCAUGUGGCACAUCUCCUCGCAGGUGGCCGAGCUCAAGAAAUUAGUGGUGGAGAACAUGGAGGUCUUGACCCAGAUGAGGACCAGCUUCGACAAGCCCGACCACAUGGCAGCGCUCUUCAAGAAGCUCACAUCAGUGGACAGCGUCCUGAAAAGGAUGACGAUCAUCGGCGUCAUCCUCUCCUUCCGCUCCCUGGCCCAGGAAGCCCUCAGAGACGUGUUGUCGUGCCACAUUCCCUUCCUGGUCAGCUCGGUGGAGGAUUUCAAGGACCACAUUCCCAGGGAGACGGAUAUGAAGGUGGCCAUGAACGUCUACGAGCUGUCGUCCGCCGCAGGGUUGCCGUGCGAAAUCGACCCGGCGCUGGUGGUGGCGCUGUCCUCGCAAAAGAGCGAGAACAUCAGUCCGGAGGAGGAGUACAAGAUUGCCUGUCUACUGAUGGUGUUUGUGGCCGUUUCCUUGCCGACGCUGGCCAGCAACGUGAUGUCGCAGUACAGUCCCGCCAUUGAAGGCCACUGUAAUAACAUCCACUGCCUGGCCAAAGCCAUCAACCAGAUCGCCGCCGCGCUCUUCACCAUCCACAAAGGAAGCAUCGAGGACCGCCUCAAAGAGUUCCUGGCGCUGGCGUCGUCAAGCCUCUUGAAGAUCGGCCAGGAGACGGACAAAAUGACGACGCGUAACAGAGAGUCGGUUUACCUGCUGCUGGACAUGAUUGUGCAGGAGUCCCCGUUCCUGACCAUGGACCUGCUGGAGUCCUGCUUCCCUUACGUGCUCCUGCGUAACGCCUACCACGCCGUCUACAAGCAGAGCAUCAGCGCCAAUGCAUGAACACACACAAACGCACAUUCCGUCUGCUUCCUGCGUAGACGCACAACUGACACUACACAAAAACACGCCUUGACACAUUACAGCGUUCCUCGCCUCAUUCCCGAUUCACUACUCUCGAUUUUUACGUGAAAACAAUCCACUGUUAUUUGCUGAAAACUCCAAAUAACUUAAAACGCCACAAUGUCACGCCUCAGCCAUGUCUAAUGGAAAAGUAGUGCUUUGGCACCACCUUGUGGCAUCGAUUGGAAGCGCUGAACCUUUCCGGGGGUGCGUCAAUACCGGCAGCAGGGCUCGGUCCGCAUCCCACGCAACUUUUGGGUGAUUGCAGUCGGAAGAAAAUCUGUUCACUUCAACAUAGUUCCUUGGUGCCAGGAGAAAUGGUUUUGUUGCUUUGUGCAAUUUUUUUUUUUUCCAGCAAAUAACAAAGGAUCAAGUGUUAAAAAAAUAUUAAAAAGUUGCAGAUAAAUGAAUUUGCAAAUGCCGAAACACAAAGAUAAAGGGAGGGGGGGGGGGUCAAUGUAUGUACUACUACCAAGUAAAAAAAAAAAAAAAAAAAAA